AUGAAAGCAACAGCAUAUAUUUAUAUUUUCACUACCAUUUUUUUUAUAUUAAUAAUUUGUUUUUGGUAUAUGUACCGAAAUUUAUCUUAUAACUAUAAUAAAAUAAUAGUAAGCAAUGAUGUUAUUUUUGAAGAUACUCAUAUUGAUUACAAAAGAGAUAUUUUAAAGGAUGAAUAUGAUCCAUGGAAAUUUCCAAUCAAUUUUUUUGUCGCAUCUCCUGUCUCAACUGAAAAUGUAAAAAAAGCAAUAAAAGAAAUAACAGAUAAUACUUGUAUUAAAUUUGAAGAAAAAACCGAAUUUAAUAAUAAUACACAAGGAUUAUAUUUCAAAGAAGAUACAGAAUGUGCCUCACAUAUUGGACUUGUAGACAGCAAAUACUUUCAAGUUAUUAAGCUUACACCAGCCUGUUAUAAAAAUCCAUUUCUUAUUUUACAUGAAAUAGGACAUGCUUUAGGCUUGGUUCAUGAACAUACAAGAAUGGAUAGAGAUAAAUACGUUAGAAUAAACUUUGAUAAUAUGUAUAAUAGUGAAAAUACAAAUUUUCAAAUACAAAAUUACUCAUUUUAUAAAAACUAUUCAACUUCUUACGAUUUUUCCUCAUUAAUGCAUUAUGGUCCAUAUGCUUUUUCUACUUUUUGGAAGGAAGUUUUUGGUUAUAAAGUCACAGAAUCAAAAUUGGAGCCAGAAUAUGAUUUAAUGAUGGGACAAAGCAAAAAAAUGACUUUUAAUGAUUAUAAACAAAUCAAUUUAUGUUAUUGCAAUUGGUGUAAUUGGGUAAAAAAUGAAACUGGUAAAAGAAUACAGCCAACAGAAACUACUACUUCAUGCAAAAAUGGUGGUUAUCCAGAUUUUAACAAUUGUAGUAGAUGUAUUUGCCCUACUGGUUACACGGGAGAUUUAUGUGAUAAGAUAAUUAAAAGUGAUGAAAAAUGUGGUCCAACUUUUUUUAAUGUUAAUAAAACUGGAAUCCCUAUUAUACUACAAGGACAAAUGAAUUGUUAUGUUUUUUUAAAAACUGACAAUGGUAAAAAAAUUAUACUUCAAUUAACCUAUGUAAAUGCACCAUAUAAUGGAAACAUUUGUACUGAAGACAUUGCUUAUCAAGUUAAAUAUAGAAAAGACAAAGGUGCUACUGGUUUGCUUUUAUGUGGCCAUCAUUGGAGAUAUAUAACACUUACAUCAGAAUCAAAUUCCAUUCUUUUAUUUUACAAAGGAAUUUCUGGACAUAGUUUAAUGACUUUUACUUUUAAACAAGCUGAAUAA
This is a messenger RNA of Strongyloides ratti, 1263 nucleotides long. RefSeq names its product Astacin-like metalloendopeptidase. Gene Ontology annotation, molecular function: metalloendopeptidase activity; zinc ion binding. Bases 1 to 1263 code for a protein of 420 amino acids. NCBI's taxonomy places the organism in Eukaryota, Metazoa, Nematoda, Chromadorea, Rhabditida, Strongyloididae. The transcript has 3 exons. Gene Ontology annotation, biological process: proteolysis. The record is from RefSeq and is a predicted model, not a curated record.